CGCAGCCCGCCCGUGGGGUGCGCGGAGCCUGGCGGCGGCGAGGACCCGCAGGCGCGCGACGAGGAGCCCGGAGCCCUGGGUCCCGCUCUGGGUCCCGAAGAGGACGGCGCCCGUGCCACGGGCAAGGGGCGCUGGACGCGGGCGGCACCAGUGGCUUCGCGGGCGCAGGUCUCGCUCAUCAGCACGUCGUUCGUGCUCAAGGGGGACGCGACACACAACCAGGCGAUGGUGCACUGGACGGGCGAGAACAGCAGCGUGAUCUUGAUCCUGACGAAGUACUACCAUGCAGACAUGGGGAAGGUUCUGGAAAGUUCUCUGUGGCGGUCCUCAGAUUUUGGGACAUCCUACACCAAGCUUACCCUCCAGCCUGGUGUCACUACUGUCAUCGACAACUUCUACAUUUGCCCGACCAACAAGAGAAAGAUCAUCCUGCUGAGCUCUUCACUCAGCGACCGUGACCAGAGCCUCUUCCUCAGCACCGAUGAAGGCGCCACCUUCCAGAAGCAGCUCAUCCCCUUCUUUGUGGAGACUCUGAUUUUCCACCCCAAGGAAGAAGACAAGGUCCUGGCCUAUACCAAGGACAGCAAGCUGUACAUGUCAUCUGACUUGGGGAAGAAGUGGACACUUCUGCAGGACCGAGUGACCAAAGACCACGUGUUCUGGGCUGUGUCUGGGGUGGACACUGAUCCCGACUUGGUCCACAUGGAGGCCCAGGACAUUGGAGGAGGCUUUCGGUACAUCACCUGCCAGAUCCACAACUGCUCUGAGAAGGCGCUGACUGCCCCGUUUGCAGACCCCAUUGACCACGGCUCUCUGACCGUGCAGGAUGAUUACAUCUUCUUUAAGGCAACGUCGGCAAAUCGAACCAAAUACUACGUCUCCUAUCGCCGCAACAAGUUUGUACUGAUGAAGCUGCCCAAGUAUGCAUUGCCAAAGGACCUGCAGAUCAUCAGCACGGACGAGAACCAGGUGUUCGUGGCGGUGCAGGAGUGGUACCAGGUGGACACCUACAACCUGUACCAGUCAGACCCGCGUGGUGUGCGCUACGCGCUGGUGCUGCAGGACGUGCGCAGCUCGCGGCAGGCCGAGGAGAGCGUGGUCGUCGAUAUCCUGGAGGUCAGAGGGGUGAAAGGAGUCUUUCUAGCAAACCAAAAAAUUGAUGGGAAGGUGAUGACGCUUAUAACCUACAACAAGGGCCGCGACUGGGAUUACCUGCAACCACCCAGCAUAGACAUGAAUGGAAAACCCACCAACUGUAAGCCUCCAGAUUGCCACCUGCACCUGCACCUGCGCUGGGCAGACAACCCCUAUGUCUCAGGCACUGUGCACACCAAGGACACUGCCCCAGGCCUCAUCAUGGGCGCAGGUAACCUGGGCUCACAGCUGGUGGAGUAUAAAGAAGAAAUGUACAUCACGUCGGACUGCGGGCGCACCUGGCGGCAGGUGUUCGAGGAGGAGCAUCACAUCCUUUACCUGGACCAUGGCGGUGUGAUCGUGGCCAUUAAAGACACUUCCAUCCCCUUGAAGAUCCUCAAGUUCAGCCUGGACGAGGGCCUCACGUGGAGCACCCACAACUUCACCAGCACCUCAGUGUUUGUGGAUGGGCUGCUGAGUGAGCCAGGGGACGAGACUCUGGUCAUGACCGUCUUUGGGCACAUCAGCUUCCGCUCGGACUGGGAGCUUGUCAAGGUGGACUUUCGGCCCGCAUUCUCCAGGCAGUGCAGUGAGGAAGACUACAGCUCCUGGGACCUCACCAACCUCCAGGGCGACCACUGCAUCAUGGGCCAGCAGAGAAGCUUCCGGAAAAGAAAGCCCAUGUCCUGGUGCAUCAAGGGGAAGAGCUUCACAUCAGCGCUCACGUCCCGUGUGUGUGAGUGCCGGGACUCUGACUUCCUCUGUGACUACGGAUUUGAGCGCUCCCCUUCCUCAGAGUCUGAAGCCAACAAGUGCUCUGCUAACUUCUGGUUUAACCCAUUGUCCCCACCUGACGACUGUGCCUUGGGCCAGACCUACACCAGCAGUCUGGGGUAUCGGAAGGCAGUUUCCAACAUGUGCAAGGGUGGUGUGGACCUGCAGCAGAACUCAGUUCAGCUCCAGUGCCCCCUCACGCCACCCCGGGGCCUGCAGAUCAGCAUCCUCGGUGAUGCAGUGGCCGUGCGACCUGCAGAGGAUGUCCUGUUCAUUGUGCGGCAAGAGCAGGGUGAUGUUCUAACCACCAAGUACCAGGUGGACCUUGGGGACGGCUUCAAGGCUAUGUAUGUGAACCUCACACUGACUGGAGAGCCCAUCCGGCACCGCUAUGAGAGCCCCGGCAUCUACCGUGUGUCUGUCAGGGCAGAGAAUAUGGCUGGGCAUGAUGAGGCAGUGCUCUUUGUCCAGGUCAACUCCCCCCUGCAGGCCCUCUACCUAGAGGUGGUUCCUGUCAUUGGCAUCAACCAGGAGGUGAACCUCACAGCUGUGCUGCUGCCCCUGAACCCCAACCUCACUGUCUUCUACUGGUGGAUAGGCCAUAGUUUGCAGCCCCUCCUGUCCCUAGAUAAUUCUGUGACGACACGGUUUCCAGACAUGGGCGAGGUGCGUGUGACGGUGCAGGCUGCCUGUGGGAACUCAGUGCUGCAGGACUCCAGGGUCAUCCGUGUGCUGGAUCAAUUUCAGGUUGUGCCCCUGCAGUUUUCCAAGGACCUAGAUGCUAACAACCCCAACACGCCUGAGUGGAGGGAAGACGUGGGCCUAGUGGUCACCCGGCUGCUCUCCAAGGAAACCAGUGUCCCUGAGGAGCUGCUCGUGACCGUGGUGAAGCCAGGGCUGCCCACCAUGGCUGAUCUGUAUGUGCUUCUGCCCCCUCCCAGGCCCACCAGGAAGAGAAGCCUCACAAGUGACAAGAGACUCAUGGCCAUCCAGCAGGUGCUAAAGGCACAGAAGAUCAGCUUCCUCCUGCGGGGUGGGGUCCGGGUCCUGGUGGCUCUAAGGGACACAGGCACAGAGUCUCAGCGGCUGGGAGGCGGCGGCGGCUACUGGGCAGUGGUGGUGCUCUUCAUCAUCGGGCUCUUUGCAGUGGGAGCGUUCAUCCUCUACAAGUUCAAAAGGAAACGCCCAGGCAGGACCGUGUACGCCCAGAUGCAUAACGAGAAGGAACAGGAAAUGACAAGCCCCGUGGGUCACGGCGAGGACGUCCAGAGCGUCAUCCAGGGCAACCACUCUGGUGUGGUCCUGAGCAUCAACUCCCGCGAGAUGCACAGCUACCUGGUGAGCUGA
Molecule: messenger RNA, 3255 nt
Organism: Otolemur garnettii (small-eared galago)
Lineage: Eukaryota; Metazoa; Chordata; Mammalia; Primates; Galagidae
Gene: SORCS2
Product: sortilin related VPS10 domain containing receptor 2
Exons: 27
Cellular component (GO): membrane
Molecular function (GO): protein binding
Source: RefSeq, a predicted model, not a curated record